GAGAGACAAGGGGAUAGGAAAAGCAAUGAAAGUGGAACGAGUAUAUUCUUUGAAUAGAACAUGGGCUGGUCACCCAGCUUCAAUUGUGCUUUACUUUGUUAAGCCUGCGAAGCAAACCGACCCUAAGAAGCAAAGACCCAUUUCCCUUCCCUAUAUCUAUCUACACGCAGAGCGAUAGAGAGAGAACCCAAACCCUCUCUUUGCUUUUUGAAAGGGUGAUCCGAAUAGAGGGAGCGAGGAGAUGGAAAACAAAACAGAGAUAGCUUUCUUCGACGUUGAAACCACGGUCCCGACCCGACCCGGCCAGGGGUAUGCUAUACUUGAAUUCGGGGCCAUCCUUGUCUGCCCCCAGAAGCUAGAAGAGAUCAGGAGCUACUCGACCUUGGUCCGACCCUCCAACCCGAAGCUCAUAUCUUCCUUGUCCGUACGGUGUAAUGGCAUCACACCAGAAGCUGUGGUUUCAGCACCGUCCUUCGCUGACAUUGCUGACACGGUCUACGACAUCCUCCAUGGGAGGAUAUGGGCGGGGCAUAAUAUAGUCAGAUUUGAUUGUGCGCGAAUAAGAGAGGCGUUUGCGGAGAUUGGAAGGGCAGCACCAGAGCCAAAGGGGACUAUUGACUCGUUACCAUUAUUGACUCAGAAGUUUGGAAGGAGAGCUGGCAACAUGAAGAUGGCAAGCCUUGCAACUUAUUUUGGGCUUGGCAACCAAACACAUAGGAGUUUAGAUGAUGUAAGAAUGAAUCUUGAGGUUCUUAAGCAUUGUGCUACUGUCCUAUUCUUGGAAUCAAGCUUCCCAGACGCAUUUCCAGAAAACCAUUGGGUUUCCCCUAAUGCUAUCACAAGAAGUCGUAUAAAUGGAAAAUCCCCAGUCCUAAACAAGAAUUCUCCGUCUUCGAGUUCACACGUUAAAAGCGCCCCUGCCCUGUCUCCUGAAAAUGAUAGAACUGCUGAGGCCCAAUAUUCUGUUGCAUCUAAUACAGCUCAUCCUGAUACAUUUGACAUGGUCGCACUUGGCAAUGAAAUGAAUGCUGCCUCCUUUCAACCAGAUGUGGCCAUGGAGGAAAACCCAAUACUACAGCCUCCUGAGAUGCCUUCUACAGUGAAUUCUCCGUCUACGAGUUCACACGUUAAAAGCACCCCUGCCCUGUCUCCUGAAAAUGAUAGAACUGAGGAAAAGCAUCCAGUCUUUUCUCUUCUCACAAGCAAUACUGCUGAGGCCCAAUAUUCUGUUGCAUCUAGUACAGCUCAUCCUGAUACAUUUGACAUGGUCGCACUUGGCAAUGAAAUGAAUGCUGCCUCCUUUCAACCAGAUGUCGCCAUGGAGGAAAACCCAAUACUACAGCCUCCUGAGAUUCCUUCUACAGUGACUGUCCCUGAAAGUUGCAGUGACGUUUUGGGUUUCUUAGAGCUUGAUGAAGUUUCUCUUUCUUCUAUUAGAGCAUUUCAUGUCCCGUUCUUUCAAGGGAGUCCUAGAAUCAAAUUAUUUUACGAGGGGGGCAUUUUGCAGCUUCACUGUCCUCGGUUGAGGAUACGGUUUGGACUAAGUACGAAGUUUUCUGAUCAUGCAGGCCGGCCACGGUUGAGUUUUGUGGUUGAUGCAUCUCCAAGUCUAUGUGAUGUUCUUGAUACAUGUGAGAGCAUUGUGUGGAAAGUUUGUGCAGAUUCGGAUUGUAGUUCUGAUUGGAGGAGUGUUGUUACCAGAAAACUGGGCUUUGUCAACAACCCUACCGUGAGAUUGAACAUACCUACUGCAGUAAAUGGCAAUGUUGCUCAAUAUGCAACGGAUAUGUAUCAGAAAGAACCAUCUGGAACCACACAAAAGCUCAUAUUCAGUAAGUUUGAUGCUACAGAGCUGGAUACCUGGUUCAAACCAGGGACCUUUGUCGAUGCAUACUUGUCCUUGGAUCCAUACGUCUAUCAGCAGGCUUCUGGCAUCCGAUUAGUGGCAAAAAAAUUAAUCAUCCAUAAUGAGUGAUGCACGAUUUGGUUGAUUAAAACUGUAACAAGCUUCCUAACAUGUAGAAAAGAAAAGUAUUUUCGUUGUUGCAAGAUUAGGCCCAUACCUAUAUUUGAAAAGAUUUGAAUGCUGACACUAAUACUCUCUAUAUUUAACCAGAAUUUAUUUAGUUGACAUAUUUAGUUCUUCAUGAA
Messenger RNA from Populus nigra (black poplar), 2151 nucleotides. Its product is annotated as protein NEN1. Bases 242 to 1975 code for a protein of 577 amino acids. NCBI's taxonomy places the organism in Eukaryota, Viridiplantae, Streptophyta, Magnoliopsida, Malpighiales, Salicaceae. The record is from RefSeq and is a predicted model, not a curated record. Gene Ontology annotation, molecular function: nucleic acid binding; 3'-5' exonuclease activity. The transcript has 5 exons.